CCGCUCGAUGAGGAGGAGCGGAUGGGCUUCCUCUGCAGGCUCGGCAUCUUGGAUACUGAGCCCGAGAAACGAUUUGACGACAUCACCCGACUGUGCUGUCUUGUAUUCAAGACCCCCAUAGCCCUGGUCUCUCUGGUGGACAAGGACCGGCAGUGGUUCAAGUCGGUGCAGGGGCUACCUGUACGACAAACCGACAGGAAGUCGUCAUUCUGCGCAUGGACGCUCCUUCCUGAAUAUCCCGAGGUGCUGGUGGUGGAGAACGCCCUGGAGGACAUCCGCUUCCGCAACAACCCGCUCGUGCUGGGGUCCCCCCACAUCCGAUUCUACGCGGGUUGCCCCCUAGUGGCCACCAACAAGCUGCGGCUGGGGUCGCUGUGCAUCAUUGACAACAAGCCGCGUGUCUUCGACGCCGAGUCCUGCAACAUGCUGGCCAACAUGGCGGAGAUGGUG
Volvox carteri f. nagariensis is the source of this 450-nucleotide messenger RNA. RefSeq lists its product as uncharacterized. NCBI's taxonomy places the organism in Eukaryota, Viridiplantae, Chlorophyta, Chlorophyceae, Chlamydomonadales, Volvocaceae. The transcript is spliced from 4 exons. Gene Ontology annotation, molecular function: protein binding. The annotation marks the transcript as partial. The record is from RefSeq and is a predicted model, not a curated record.